CAAAAGACCUAACAAAGCCCAGCCCAGUGGAAAGAACGGUUUCAGAGUUGUUUCUCUUCGAUAAAAGAGCUCUCUUCCUUGUUCUCGCUUCUACUCUGGUGUUUGACCGAGCAGCCUACCAAAAGCAAUUGAGAGUGAUCGGUAAAAGAAAACGCACCAAAUGCUCGCAGCCCCCAAAACGAUGAAAUUCUUUCUGAACAGCCUCCUGCUUCUGCCUUUACUAAUCAUCUUCUCCUUAGAGUCUUUGGUGAGGCUUUUUAUUCCUAGGAAGAGAAAAUCAGUCACCGGUGAAAUCGUCCUGAUCACAGGAGCUGGACAUGGAAUUGGGAGACUGACUGCCUAUGAAUUUGCCAAACUUAAAAGCAAACUGGUUCUCUGGGAUAUAAAUAAGCACGGAAUUGAGGAAACAGCUGCUGAAUGCAAGAGACUGGGUGCCAGGGUUCAUGCCUAUGUAGUAGACUGCAGUAACCGCGAAGAUAUUUACAGCUCUGCAAAGAAGGUGAAGACAGAAGUUGGAGAUGUUAGUAUUUUAGUAAAUAAUGCUGGUGUAGCCUACGCAUCAGAUUUGUUUGCUGCACAAGACCCUCAGAUUGAAAAGACUUUUGAAGUUAAUGUACUUGCACAUUUCUGGACUACAAAGGCAUUUCUUCCAGCGAUGAUGGAGAGUAAUCACGGCCAUAUUGUCACCGUGGCUUCACUAGCAGGGCACACUGCCGUCCCCUUCCUACUGGCUUACUGCUCAAGCAAGUUUGCUGCUGUCGGAUUUCAUAAAGGAUUGACUGAAGAACUGGCUGCCUUAAAAAGAACUGGAGUCAAAACAACAUGUCUCUGUCCUAAUUUCAUAAACACCGGCUUCAUCAAAAAUCCCAGUACCAGUUUGGGACCCACUCUGGAACCCGAGCAGGUGGUGAACAGCCUCAUGGAUGGGAUCUUGACUGAGCAGAAGAUGAUUUUUCUUCCAUCUUCUGCAAGGUUUUUAAUGGUAUUGGAAAGGAUACUUCCUGAACGUUUCCUGGAGGUUUUAAAACAAAAGGUCAAUGUUAGGUUUGAUGCAGUCAUUGGAUAUAAAAGUAACGGGCAGUAAGUCUUCUGAAAACUGAUUUACCAGGUUUAAGUUGAUUUCAUCUAGUAUUAAUCAGAAUUUGAAUGUUUGGGGAGGGGAUGGAGGUAUGACUACAUGGUGAGUGCCAGGCGCACUGUCUGGGGAAUGGACACGCUUGAGGCUUUGACUCGGGCAUGGGCGGGACAUUGGCAAUAUAUAUAACCUGAGCUUUUGUACCCCCAUAAUAAGCUGAAAUUAAAAAAAAAAAAUUUACACUCCCCCCCCCCAAAAAAAAAAGGAAUUUGAAUGUUUGGACUCUUGUUUUUCCUAAUUAUCCUUUUUCCUUCAAUAUCACUUUUUGAGGCUCUGUCAGUCCUCAUUUAUUAUCACUCGUGUGUUCUUUAGCUGAAAGCUGAUGACAUAUAAUACAAACAGAAAAAUACCUUGAUGUUGACUUGAAGGAAAAUGAGGGAAAAGAAUAAAAACGAUUUUAUUAAAAUAAUUUCCAGGAGUUUCUGGUUCAUCUGAAGGCUUUGCAAAAUUUAUACUAUGAAUGUUUCUUUAAGAUAUAUUUUUAUUUUUAAUUGUACUUAAAUUUUAUAUAAUUCACAUUUCCUUUUCUAUUCUACAUAAAAUCAGAACCUGCAGGCUCUCUAAAUAUAAUGAAGGACUGUGUCUAGGGGCAUUUCACAGUGAAUUUCAUGAUCUCUCAAACAUUUCAUCCUACACGUUACCACUCUGUUUCCUGAGAGCUACCUCACAUUCCAAGGCCAAACAUUUCAGCACAAGGAAACUAGAAAUGGACGCAAGUCACAAGAAUAAAAGCAUCUUUGGGAUUUAAGGCACAGAAUUCAGAGAAUGUACCCAUAAAUGGCAAUAAUAAUAAACGGAUCAAACUUUAA
Messenger RNA from Lemur catta (Ring-tailed lemur), 1944 nucleotides. RefSeq names its product hydroxysteroid 17-beta dehydrogenase 11 (gene HSD17B11). The transcript is spliced from 7 exons. Gene Ontology annotation, molecular function: oxidoreductase activity, acting on the CH-OH group of donors, NAD or NADP as acceptor. NCBI's taxonomy places the organism in Eukaryota, Metazoa, Chordata, Mammalia, Primates, Lemuridae. Bases 161 to 1084 code for a protein of 307 amino acids. The record is from RefSeq and is a predicted model, not a curated record. Gene Ontology annotation, cellular component: lipid droplet.